Messenger RNA from Daktulosphaira vitifoliae (grape phylloxera), 2798 nucleotides. It is a transcript of the gene Dnaaf5, whose product is annotated as dynein axonemal assembly factor 5. Gene Ontology annotation, cellular component: cytoplasm. The record is from RefSeq and is a predicted model, not a curated record. The transcript has 12 exons. Gene Ontology annotation, biological process: cilium movement; outer dynein arm assembly; inner dynein arm assembly. The coding region runs from base 189 to 2654 and encodes 821 amino acids. NCBI's taxonomy places the organism in Eukaryota, Metazoa, Arthropoda, Insecta, Hemiptera, Phylloxeridae. Gene Ontology annotation, molecular function: dynein intermediate chain binding.
AGUAGCAAUAACUGAUUACAUCGAUAACGUUGCUAUGAACACUCAUUAAAUCAACAUGUGACAAAAACACCAAGAGUCCUCUGUGUAUUUUAAUGUUUGAUCGAAUUUACUAGUCAUUCCUUUCUAUUUUUUCACAAAUAAAGAUUUUCUUAAAUUACUACGAUAUCUAAUUAAAAAUUCUAAGCAAAAUGGAUGAUGGUAGUGGUGAUAUAUAUAACAAGUGCUUUAAACUACUUCAAAGCGAGAACAGGAAAGUCAGAAAACAAAAUCUCGAAAAAAUUCAGGAACUCGUUCUUGCUGACCAAAUAAAUUUACAAUGCCCAACUUUUUUAACUAAUGUAAACGUUUAUAUUAACCCUUGUCUAAACGAUGACUCCGAAACAUGCCGUGAAACUGCUGUACAAUUGAUGAAAAAUUUAGUUUGUAAUGGAUGUUGUAUUGAUAUUUCAACAAUAAUACACAUUAUUCAUAAACGUAUGGCUGGCAUAUCAGUUAUAGAAAAUUCUGAAGAAUUAAAACUUUUAUAUGUACAGUUACUUAGAGAUAUAAUAAAACAUAAUGAAGUAGUAAUGGAAUCAUAUCUAGAUGAAGUAGCUGGAAUCCUAAAAAGAGGAAUAUUAGAUUCAUGUCCUUCUGUUAAAAAGGAGAGCUGUUUAUGUAGUGCUGAAUUUGCUUAUACAACUAAGGAAAAAUUUCAUAUGGUUGCAGAAACUUUGAUUGAACCUAUGAUAAAAGCUACUAAAUAUCACCAAUCAACUAUAAGGAUAACAGCUAUUGAAUCAUUAAAUUAUAUUAUUAUGCACAGUAAUGGAAAACAGGUCCCUGAAGUUUGUAAUGCUCUUAGUGAGAGACUCUUUGAUCAAAAUACUACAGUACGGCUAACUCUUUGUCAUGUUGUAUCAAACUGGAUGUUAUUAUUACCUGACAGAUAUUCAUAUUUCCCAAAACUUGUUCCUUUGAUAUUGUCUGCACAAGUUGAUGAUCAUAAACCAAAUCGGGAUGAAGCUGAAAAGUUCUGGAAAGAAAUUGGCAUACAAUAUUUAAAUGAAAAUGAAGAAAAACUUAAAGAAAAAAUAGAUUUUUUACCAGUUAUAAUAGAUCAUUAUCCUCCAAAUGUUGAAAGACCAAAUUUGGGUUGUCGCAUAUUAGUAGCUCGAGAAGUACUGAAAUUAUUACCAGUUAUAAUCCGUGAAUUGGAUGAUUGGAAAGAAGAUGUUUGCAUCAAAUCAGGUCAGCUUCUUUGCGUGGUAGCUUUAAAUGCUGAGGGGUCCAUUAUACAACAUUUGAAUCAACUUUUAACAGCAAUGGUAAAGUGCUGUCGUGAGGUUCAACAUGUAGCAUCACAUCAUAUUAGAAAAGCAGCUGAAAUUAUUAGUUAUUUUGUAUCGCCAGAUGUUUUUUUAAAAUUUUUAUUGCCACUAAUGAAUGAUAAUUCACAUACUGGACACAUGAUAGUUUUAGCAGGAUUAAUUAGACAUAAUUUACCUGAACAACUAUCUAAACAUGUAGAACCUCUGGUUAAGUUUUUAGUUUUACCAGAAAUAUGUGAAAACCAUGAUCCAUUAUUUAAAAAAUAUUUAUUGCAAGUGAUCGAGUAUAUAAUAAAUAUUUGCAAUGAAGAAUGCAAAAAAUAUGCUUAUGAGUUAUUCAAAAUUUACAUUACAACUCAAGCAUCAGCUUUAGAUGAUUUUGAAAAUCAUUGUAUAUUUAAAGAACUUGUAAAUUUUUGUAGUCCAAAAACUAAGGAACAACUUUUUAAAUCAUUUGGAGAAAAGUUACUGAAUGAGUUAAGUAAUAACUGUGAUGAAUGGACUGUCCAUUCAUCUGGACGAGGUGUUCUUGAUAAAAUUGUUACUGAUGCUGAGUACAUUAUAAAAAGUCAUUAUGAAAUAUAUAGAAAAAUUCUUGCUGUAACUCUUCAAAAUUUAGAAAAGGACUCUCAGUUUAUUAUGAAAAUGAUAAUUAACAUCAGUACUUGUGUGGAUAAAAAUGUAUUUGAUAAUAGACAACUUUGGCAAAUAUUGUCUGAUAUUAUUAUAUAUAAAAAAAUUAAAGGUGUUAUAUUUCCUAUUCUUACUUGGAGACCUGGAAGGUGCGCUGAAACUUUGCGUGCUGCUGCAAGCUUAAGUGCUCAAAAGAUAGUUUCAAAAUUAACUUCCUUUAAUGAUGACAUUUUUAAGCUGAGUUUUCCAGUUUUUUUGGCACUUGCUGAUGAUAAUCAUAGUAAAACUCGAGCUUAUUCAUUAGACUCUUUACAUGUUUUGACUAUUUUUGCUAAAGAAAUGAAUAUAAUGGAUGCUGACACAAUUAAUAAUAUAACUAGAGUUACUUUAACACGUUUAAACGAUAAUCCAGGUAUUACUCGUUUCAAAGCUAUUUCUUUACUCAAGGCUAUUUAUACCAAUCCUCUUCCACCUGACUAUAUAUUGCACUAUGGAGGCCAUAUUGAACAACUUUAUAAAACAAUGAUUAUAUUUUUAGAUGAUGAGGAUGUGCAACAGUCAAUAUUUGAUGCAUUAAAAGAUCUGUCUUGGAUGCAACCUGAUGUCCUUCUCAAACAAAUAAAUGUGAAAGUCUUUUCACAUAAGCAUUAUGCAAAAAGUUUAGUUGAUUUCUUGUCCGAUUCAAUUUGUCAAAUAUCACUUUCUAGUUGAUUAAUAUAUACUAUAUUUGUAUGUGUUCUGUUCAUAAUAAAUCUUUAUUUAAAUCAUAGAAAGCUGUUUUUACAAAGUAAUAAAUUAUCAAUAAAUUGCAUAAAUUAAUUUUAUAAUUGAAAAUUGAUUACUUUUAAACAUAAA